Strongylocentrotus purpuratus (purple sea urchin) is the source of this 1550-nucleotide messenger RNA. RefSeq names its product ecdysis triggering hormone receptor subtype-B. NCBI's taxonomy places the organism in Eukaryota, Metazoa, Echinodermata, Echinoidea, Camarodonta, Strongylocentrotidae. Bases 44 to 1375 code for a protein of 443 amino acids. Gene Ontology annotation, molecular function: G protein-coupled receptor activity. The transcript is spliced from 2 exons. The record is from RefSeq and is a predicted model, not a curated record. Gene Ontology annotation, biological process: G protein-coupled receptor signaling pathway. Gene Ontology annotation, cellular component: plasma membrane.
CUUGAUAUGCGUGCCUGUCGGGCUGGUGGAGACCUACAAUCCGAUGACGGGCUGGCCACUGGGAAAAUUCAUGUGCUACUUCGUACCGUAUAGCGAGAACCUGGCCGCCAACGCCUCCAUCCUCACCCUCCUCGCCAUCGCCGUGGAACGCUAUUACGUAAUAUGCACCCCGUUUGAGGCCCACUACAUCUGCACCCCUCGACGAACCUUGGUGGUUUGCUUCCUCGUGUGGAUCUUCUCUGCGUUGGUGAACAUUCCUUUGUUGAUGACCAUCAUCUAUGUGCCCGAAUGCGUGCAUGAAGGUGAAUUCCGGUACUACUGCGCGCCAUUGAUCGACGAACAGUGGGAGAAGGUCUACGAGACGGGUACCACCGUGAUGUUCUUUCUCCUUCCGUUCUUUUUCCUCUCGUGCAUCUAUUACAUCAUCGCCAACACCCUUCGUGAGCAUAACUACAUGAUGGCCAACAUUCGGGAUAAUGAAUCUGAGAGCGGGAGUGUUCGAACGAAGGCAAAGGAUGGGUCAAUGAACCUGAAGCAACGUGAUGCGUCUUUGAAGAAACGCGAAACUGUCAAGGGUAGGAACUGUUUCAGUGAGCUUUUCCAUAGGCUAGACUGCGGUUGUUUGUCUCGCCUGGUUCAUUGGAAGACACAACAUGAGGGUGAUCAGGGGCGUCAAGAUGACAGCACCCAGGAAAGGCUGACAGACCUCCAUAUCAUCGCUGAACAGGAAAAUCCCUCGCGCGAUGAUGACGUCAUGGUAGCUGCGCUCCACAGUCGAGAUGCGGACUGCGGCAGCCGGAGCGCGCAGUCGCCGCCUUUGAAGCGCCAGGACACACCGAGCAGCUGGAAGCAGAAAUCUCUGAAAGACAAACCGGCUCAUACAAUCUACGGGAACAAGAUCCAGCGGCAUCACACGUCGACGUCAAUGACAUCCCGCUCCAGCAGGAACUCCGAUGCGAAAGGCUCAGUAAAGAGGUCAUCGAUGACGUCCCCACGUACAGCCAGCGCGAUCACCCGCCGGAACCACCAGCGCGUGAUCCUCAUGCUCGCUAACGUAGUGGUGGUGUUUUUCAUCUGCUGGAUGCCAUACCGUGCAUUCAAUCUCUGGGGCAUCUACAGCACGGCACAAGAACACAAACGUCUGACCCCACAACAGAUUGUUGCGCUCGUCACUGUAUGCCGGGUUCUUGUCUACCUUAACUCCGCCAUCAAUCCAAUCCUCUAUAACCUCAUUUCAACGAAAUUUCGUGCUGCCUUCAAGUCCGUUCUCCCGUGCGGGUCGCUUCAUGGUCGGAGACGCUCCAUGUCUAGUCGGUCUUUGUCCAGUACCUCAAGCUUCCGAUUCACCAAGAAGUCUGUUGAUCAUGCAUGUUAAAGCACAGCAUUGUGACACUUGAAUAUGAUUAGGGCUGAAGAUGAUCUGCAGUUUAAAGCCCUUUGCCUGUGAAGCGUCAUUAUGCUGACGUAGGAUUACUUCGGCAACCUGCACAAUUCUGUUUAACGCCUUGUGACAGCGAUGCCGUACAUAACAUGAAUGCAAAACAUGCAAA